Molecule: messenger RNA, 3966 nt
Organism: Rhipicephalus sanguineus (brown dog tick)
Lineage: Eukaryota; Metazoa; Arthropoda; Arachnida; Ixodida; Ixodidae
Exons: 15
Coding region: 18-3551 (1177 amino acids)
Biological process (GO): protein phosphorylation; IRE1-mediated unfolded protein response; intrinsic apoptotic signaling pathway in response to endoplasmic reticulum stress
Cellular component (GO): IRE1-TRAF2-ASK1 complex
Molecular function (GO): protein serine/threonine kinase activity; ATP binding; RNA endonuclease activity
Source: RefSeq, a predicted model, not a curated record
GAUACAACGCGAUUCAUAUGGCGGUACAGAAGAUGAACACUAUCUUAUUCAACGAACUCUGGACGAAGCUUGAGAAACUUGGCCGUACGGACAACUCACUAAUGGACAAGAACAACAAGACUCUACUUCAUGCGGCUGCCGAAAUUGGGUGGGACUACUGCGUGGCAUUCCUGCUAGGCCGUUCCUCAACAGACGUCGAACAAAAAAGCAGGGAUGGGAGGACUCCCGUGAUGUGCGCCGCGUAUGAAGGCCAAACAGACGUCGUUCGUCGCCUACUUCAAGCUGGGGCGCAUAUAUUGGCCGAAGACCAGUCUGGUGCGACAGCGGCAUGUCUAGCAAUUUGCCGGCGGCACGAUGCAACCGCAAAUCUGCUAUUCGGCAAGAUGAGCGCUGCUGAAAAGGCACAGUAUGUAUCGAGGAGGAUCUCCCUGAUCCAGUACCCGAGCGCAUCGUCGCGCGACCACCGCUGUUUCUAUCGGGACACGCUGUUCAGGGUGCUGCUGUUUGUCCGGCGUCAACUGGAAGGGGGCACGGAGCUGCUGCUCAAUAACGACGUGUUCGUUUCCCUGGUGGCGUGCGGUCGGCGCAGCCGCAGCGACCCGUCCGUCGUAGGGCCUCUGUUCCACCUGUGCGCGUGUCUGAUGUACGACAAGGCGGACUACAGCAAGUACGUCCACGCCGACAUGGUGGAGGCCUUCAUGCGGUGCGGCGGCCUCGACCUCUCGCGCGACGUUCUCGGCCAGGAGGCGGAGUCAUGCGAUUUCCAGUGCCGCUGCUCAGCGCUUCUGCCGGUGCUGCCCGUGGCGGAGCUCGAAGAAGGGCUCUGUUGGGUGCGCGAGCACCUGGACGAGCUGGUGAGGCCCUUCCAUCUGUUCGGCGCCAAGAAGGACGUUCUGGUGUACUGGGUCGAAGGCGAACACGUCAAGACCAACGUUAUGUGGGACCGCUUCACGGAGGCGUUUACUCGCCUCCACCUGGAGGUUCGCGGCACGCCACUUGAGUGUGACGCCGGCGCCGCAGAGGGGGCCGAACCAGCGAGUGACCCGAGCGCGCCGUUCGCGUUGUUGCAAGGCGGCGCCGUCAAGCGCAAGAGUCCGCUGCAGUCCCUGAAGAAGCAAAACCAGAAGACGCUCAACAAAAAGGCGCCAAAGCCGCGUGCCGUCCAGGCUUUGCUGCAGGUGACCUUCAGCGAGGACUCUCGUAUGGCCAAGACUGCGCGCAGGGUUCCGCUCAGCGUGCCCAAGGCCGAGGAGCAAGCAGCCGCCCCACCAACGAAACCGGUCAACGUCUUGGCCGUGAUGCCUAUGGCUCCUACUGUGGUCCCGGCAGCACUCCCGCUGCAAGGAUACGCCAACGCCCUGAAAAGCAAUCUUCCUAAGGAGAAACCGCCAUUGCACUUGGAUGAAACGUUGCCGCCUAGAUUCAAGUUCACUGGCGAUGGGACACGAAGCCCUCGAAGAAAACGUGAACAUGUUUCGUUAUCCGGCGCAUCAAUGUCGCUCGAAGGCAGCUUUUCGUCUCAACCUUGCAUAAUGGUCACCGACGGCGGAAGCCCUUCCCUUCGCCGUGUGCAAAGCGACCCCGCGCUGAACAGCCCAAAAGCAAAGACAGCAGCCAAACAGAAGCUCGCGUUUCUCGAGUCCAACAGCUUCGGCAAGACCGUCACCGAUGAAGCCUGCGAAAUGUGUCGUACCUCGCAGGCUGCUGACAGUCCGACAGUGCCGAUGGAGGCGGAAACGAACUCCGGAUUACGCUGCGAAAAGCGGCCCAUUAACGACGAUUCGAAUGCCAACCAAGAGGAGCGCGUCACGCAAAUAGCGGGACAGAACAAGGACGCCUUCGCACCGGGUCAGACGAAGCGUAAGCUGGGCUGUCACAGGUUACACUAUCUACAAGAGCACCUAUUUCGUGAAAUAAUUCGGUCCCGACAAAUGAAGCACCCAGAAGACAAUCGGGACGCCUCAUCGACCGCGAUGGCUCUCGUUGAAACGAUGCUGAGAGCCCUCAACUCUCUAUUACAAAAGCCUGUUUACAAAGCCAACGCCAGUUUAGACCCGCGCAUCGAGUCUAAACCUCUCUUCACCGUCGACAGCGGCGCCGUGGACUUGUACGCCCAGACGGACGGUAAGGAUCCCCAGUCUGCUGAGGAGGCCUUCAACCGGGAGCUCUUGAAAGCGGAUGGAGCAUGGUCUAACAGCUUCGCUUACGUCGCCGCCAGGGAGAUCGCGUACGACGAUCAGGCAACCCUAAGCUCCGUCUGGCUGGCCGAAAGCCAGCGGUGGAGGAAAGCUUUCUUGGAUGUGGCCAACUCGCCUCUCAGCUCUCUGGCCGCCGUCAACGGCUUCUUCUACAGCGAGGAAAAAAGUAACUUCCUCGCUGGAGCAAGAAUCAAUGAGCGUACAACCGUGCAUCUAGGCAUCGCCAAGAACGGGAGAGAGGUGCUCCUAAAGAAGAUAAAGUUUCACCCCAAAGACUUCGAAAGCGCUCUCGUACGCGUCCUCAACUUCAAGAAACUCGACUUGUACCAUGGAAAUAUCAAUGAAUCCCACGUAACGUGGAAGAGCUCUUCUUCGCUUGUCUACGUGCUGUGGCACCCGCAGGACAGAAACUUGGAACAGUACAUGGCUUUGCUUCGCGAGCGCAAGCUCUCUCUCGUGAAGUGGGGCAGAGUGGCCAUGGGCCAACUGUUGGAUGCCCUCGCCUUCUUGCAUACGAGACGAGAGCCCAUCGUGCACGGUCGUCUCAAGCCGUCAAAUAUUCUAGUUUCACCUAGAGGAACCUUGCUGCUGUCAGACUUAGCGCCCCCUGGUGUGCUGCCAAGCAUUCCCCUCGGCAUCGUCAGUUCCAGUUAUUACGGGUCGCCGAGGAGAAUUACAGACCUGAGCUGGCGCCCAAGAGAACUGAUCAUAGCCAUGACAAAGGAGCUCGCAGCUCAGAUCUUCUCGACAGCCUCGGACAUGCAAGUCGCGGGAAUGCUGAUCUACUUCAUGCUGACCGGCGCCCACCCAUUCGGCAAGUGCGACGACGACUGCCAGGUCAACAUUGCCCGCGGACGAGUGCUCGCCAGACCCGUGAACACGGAACUCGACGACCUCGCCCACCAUCUACUCGCGCUCGAGCCUGAGUACCGUCUGACUGCGAGCAGCGCCAUCAGGCAUCCGGUAUUUUGGGGCCCACGGAAACGGGUCUUUUUCCUGUCGGCUGUGGCAGUUGAGAUGGAGGUCCGGAAACACGAGUGGACCACAGAAGGCAUACUGCGGCAAUUCAACUUGGCUUGCGGCUCUUUCAACAACUGGACUUCUCGAGUUCCUCAAGGCGUGCUCAAGGACGCCUUCCCCAACAUCGAUCCUCCUCAAGACGCGCUUGGUCUUCUCAUGCUGAUCAAACGCUGCACGUUGGACUACGACACCAUGUCUCCAGAGGCACAGCGAGCGUUGAAACAACCCGAGCGCUUCUUCGUCGAAACAUUUCCGGGCUUUCUGAUGGCUGUGCACGGCGUGGUGCGGCGCAUCCACUGGCGCUACAGCCCCACCAUCGAGGCCUUCUUCUGACCGCAGUAACGAAGGUGCCGUUACCUCCAUUUGGCAGACAGCGACCGAAAUCGCCGUGCUCCAAUUGCCUGCCGCAUCCAACCCCUUCGUGCGGCGCGCCUCGGAGCCACGCACAUUCUCUUGGCUUCCGAGAGCGGAAAAAAGAGAUCAAGCGCCUGCUCGCCGGAUCACCAGGCACGUAUGGUGUCUACCAGGCUGGACCUGUCCGGACAACUGCGCAGAGACUGCGCGCGCUAAUAUGCGCGACGCGCGGAAGAACGGUUUUUUCUGCGAUGGUGGCCAGAUGGUAUGACUGGCCCUCGAGCCGCGUCUUGGAGGAGCGUGCCGCGCGGCUCGCCGAGCGGCGGACCGAAAAGAGCGAUGCAGUUAAUUUGCGCCACGAAUAAAGUUGGCCGCCGCUGUGGCCGCGCGAGAU